Messenger RNA from Gryllus bimaculatus (two-spotted cricket), 807 nucleotides. The record is from the annotation of a GenBank genome assembly. Lineage: Eukaryota; Metazoa; Arthropoda; Insecta; Orthoptera; Gryllidae.
CUCCAUGAGGCAUAAAUACGCUCCGCCCCCUCAACAUAACAGCCUCGCAAACUAAGGCGAGUUCAGUCACGGCAGCAUCGCAACCGGAAAGAACUUGCACGGGAGAAACCAGAAGCAGUAAAGAAAACAUCAACCACAGCGGAAGAGCGCUCCUAGGCGCAGGCCGCUCUCAUUCCAUUCACAAACAAACCGUCUUCUAUGCGGACCCCUGAGAAGGACCACAUGCUCAUGACAUCAUUGCUUGAUAAAGACAUUUUCUUUCUUAUCUUUAUCUUCAAUAGGAUAUACAAUUGUCCUCGUGUGAUUUGUGAUCUGACUGUGAUAAUGAUGGAAGAGAUUAAUAUUUUAACGGAAAGUAUUAUUAAAAUAGAAACGGAAGCAUUAAAAUAGAAUCGGAUCAAAGAAGAGUCAGUUGACAAGACAGAAGACUAUUGCUGGAAUUCCAUUGAGGAGUUGGAACUGCCAGAAGCCGUGUUCAUUGAGCCAAUGGAGAAGGAAGAGGAAACCUCUAUUGAUGAAACAAAGAUAAGCAGCAUGAUUUCGACCGAUUCUGCUGAGACUUAUCCAUGGACGGGAAUUUCGUCAAUCCUAGCAGCUGUAAAUUUCAUUUCUACUAUAAUUAAUAUACGAGCACCUGGAACAUCCUUAGACCAAACACCAUUAUAUGAGCAGUUGAAUUACAGCACUUUUAUUACUAUGAUUACCACUGAUGCUAUUACUAUAUUAUUAACAGACCGAAAUUUAAAUACAUCAUUUUUGGAUCCCGCAGGAGGAGGAGACCCUAUUUUAUAUCAACAUUUACUUUGA